UAUUUUUUCGCUUUCUCGUCGACUUUUUCUUCACUGCGGUUGUUUACUUCUGUUUUCUGAUUUUUACUCCAUUAAUAGUCUCCGUAUGUUUUAGUUCUUCGUCGAGUAGCUUCGCCGUGGUUUUUUCCUGUUCAAUUUCUGCGAAAUCUGCUUCGAUUCAGCUUGUGAUUAGCCUGUUUUUGUUGUUUGCUGUCGAAGUGAAGCUUGUAGUUAGAAUUUGGGGGUUUUUGUUUUCUAGGGUUUCGUCUGCUUCUGAUUAUUUUUUCUUUCUGUCGAAUUAGUUGCGGUUAGCUUUUCUUGUUCUUUUUGAGUUGGAGGUUUGGCUUUAAGCUCAGGACUCGAAGCGGAAAAGUUGACUCUGGCUUACUUUCCUGGUCGUAGUAUAGAAUCGGAUCUUUAUGAUUUUUGCUUUCUUCCUAAUCUUUAGCCCUUUUCGCCCUAUUUUCCAGCGAAAUUGAGCUCGAUAAACAUACGUUUGCAGCUACUUUGACUUGAUCGUUGUAAAUUAUGAAAAAUUACAAAAACAUUGUUGAUUUUAAGUGAUGUUUGGCUGUGUAGUUUAUGUUGAGUUGCGUUAUCCAGGUGAUCCGAUGGAGGAAGAGAUGGGGAAGGUGGGUCAGCCAUUAGAGCUGACUAGAGUGGAGCUUUUUAUUGCUGUGUCUGUGUUGGUUAUUAGUUUUUGGGAGUCAUAAAUGGAUGAUAGUGGGCAUCGUGAGAAUGGAAGGCACAAAGCAGAGCAUCAGUACAAGUCGGCUCAGGGUCAGUGGAUGAUGCAGCAUCAGCCAUCAAUGAAGCAGAUAAUGGCAAUUAUGGCUGAAAGAGAUGCAGCCAUUCAAGAGAGAAAUUUGGCCCUUUCCGAGAAGAAGACAGCAUUGGCAGAGCGAGACAUGGCUUAUCUACAACGAGAUGCUGCAAUUGCAGAGAGGAACAAUGCCCUUUUGGAAAGAGACAAUGCCAUUGCAACUCUUCAGUAUCGUGAAAACUCCCUAACGAGUAACAAUUUAUCAUGUCCACCAGGGUGCCAAAUUGCUAGGGGAGUGAAGCAUAUACACCACCCACAGCAGCAGCAGCAGCAACACACGCAUCAUGUGCCUCACAUGAACGAAACUACUUACAAUCCAAGAGAAAUGCAUCCCAACGAUGCCUGCCCAGUAUCCCCAGUUGCUUCUGAAUCAACAAAGGCAAGGAGAAACAAGCGAACAAAGGAGGCAAAAGCAGUCACAACACCUAACAAGAAGGUUUCAAAAGCUCCAAGGAAGGUCAAAAGGGAGGCUGAAGACUUGAAUAAGAUAAUGCUGGGCAAAUCACAAGAAUGGAAGGAUGAAAUUGGCAUCAUGAGUGGAGGUGAUGAUCUUAACAAACAGUUGGUAGUGUCAAAGUUGGAUUGGAAGGGUCAGGAUCUGGGGCUAAACCAGGUUGCCUUUGAUGAAUCUACAAUGCCAGCCCCAAUAUGCUCCUGCACAGGAGUUAUAAGACAAUGCUACAAAUGGGGAAAUGGUGGAUGGCAAUCCGCAUGUUGUACCACCACCAUGUCAAUGUAUCCAUUGCCUGCAGUUCCCAACAAACGACACGCCCGAGUUGGGGGUCGAAAGAUGAGCGGAAGCGCCUUUAACAAGUUGCUCAGCCGGCUUGCAGCUGAAGGUCAUGAUUUAUCUGCUCCAGUUGAUCUCAAAAAUCACUGGGCAAAGCAUGGAACAAAUCGUUACAUCACAAUUAAGUAACCACUCUAGUUUACUCACGGAGUAGUAGCAUGAAGAGUAGAAAAAUGGAGGGAAUGGCCAAGCUAGCAAAGGACACUACCUCAAAAUUUCCCUCCACUUUCAGCAAAACAAUAAAGGAUAGCAUAGCAUCCAAAAAAAGGUUAGCAGCUAUCGAUAUCUUCAGUUUAAUUAUGGGUUCUGAUCCUCUCUCUCAAUCAGCAAGUUUGUUGGAGAGAAUUGCAUGAGCCAAGUACUUCAAAGCCAUGUCGAUUCUUUUAGCACUUUUGAAGUGGCUUCUUUCAAGCCCUUAUGCAAGCCAAGUCGUCCUCCAAAUAAUUGUAAAGGUAUGUAUGUUUCUAUUAUUAAGAUCAGGGUUGUAUUAAAAAUAUCAGAGUAUGGCCACCAUUUUGUAGUAUUCUGUAUCAUCUUUCAAGAUGUAUCUGUUGUCGAUGAAUCUCCAAUGAAACUCAGUCCACUAGGUAAAAUUAAGACAAAUUCUUGCCACUUUAAUUAUCUUCACCUAUUA
Molecule: messenger RNA, 2226 nt
Organism: Momordica charantia (bitter melon)
Lineage: Eukaryota; Viridiplantae; Streptophyta; Magnoliopsida; Cucurbitales; Cucurbitaceae
Source: RefSeq, a predicted model, not a curated record